This is a messenger RNA of Maniola jurtina (meadow brown), 3392 nucleotides long. RefSeq names its product glycogen-binding subunit 76A (gene Gbs-76A). Gene Ontology annotation, biological process: regulation of glycogen biosynthetic process. Gene Ontology annotation, cellular component: protein phosphatase type 1 complex. The record is from RefSeq and is a predicted model, not a curated record. Bases 549 to 2258 code for a protein of 569 amino acids. The transcript has 3 exons. Gene Ontology annotation, molecular function: protein phosphatase 1 binding; glycogen binding. NCBI's taxonomy places the organism in Eukaryota, Metazoa, Arthropoda, Insecta, Lepidoptera, Nymphalidae.
CAUACAUGCGCAUACGCACGCCGGCCGGGGGAUUUGCCUGCCGCUGCUCUGGCUCGCUCAUUCGUUUCGCGCGCCGGGGUCGGGCGGUCGCGUUUAUGAUCGAUCAUUCCGAAUUCCGAUUUUAAAACCUACCCGCAAUUCAAGGUCAAAAAUAUUUAUAAAUAAAAAAUGAAUUGCUCGACUUAAAAAAAUAGUUACAAAACAAAAAGCACGAAAUUCAAAGUUUAAAUAAAACACGCGGACGUUUAGUGAUGGUUAUUAUCUUUUUGGUGUCUGCAUUAGAAAUUAUAUUAUGUCAAUCAAUAUUUAAUUACUAAACAAACUUUAUGCAAGUGGGACUAAUAAGAUAAGUGGUGAAGUGGGAUUUGAAACUGAUCGACAGAGUUUGUGUGAAAGAAAUUAAUGAGUUCCCCGGAUUUAAAAAUGUCGCUGGAACAUCAACAGCUGCCGGUGUUGAUGAAAAAGAUUUAUUUUAUGUAGUGAAAAUCUCGAUCUCGCGUUUCGAUGGACUCUCUUACGCCUAAAAGAAGCUUGCAUCCUAUACGCAGAUGAGCGGUGAUCGCACCGGGCCCCAGUGCGGUUUGACGUCGCUCUUGCCGAUGUCUUGCCGCGGCCGAGCUGCAGCCUUCGCCCGGGACUUGCACUCACGCCUCCGCAACCUCGGGGCGACACAAGAGGGCGAAUGCGAGAACAGCUGGCUCACGCGCGAGAAUCCUACGCACCGACCUACUAGCUCUACACAACGGGAACUCGAUACGUUCUUUGACUUUGAACUCGAAUGCGGAAGUCCGUCCAGUCCGGUAGAUGAAUACGAUGCGCCGUUCCCGGAGAAACCGACUGAAGACUCGGAUCCGCCUUUCUACGAUGUCGAUUCAGACGUUGAACACAAAGAGCAAAGUAAAUUAAUGUUAAAGCAGCCAGACAAAGGAAAAAAUGGAUUUAAGUUUUCCACAGCAUUUUACACAGAAUCGCCAGUUAAGCUCCAACCGACUGCAAGAGAAAACGGCCAUGUAGAUAAACCGUUGUAUUCUCCCAUAACAUUCGAAGGCUGCGCUCGACAUAAUAGUUACGAUGAAAUCGAUUGUUUGGUACAGCCUGUUGCAGCUACGGAUCGGUUAAGUCUUCUUCCACAAUUAAGUUCGACCUUAGAUAGCGACUCCGAAUUCGAAUCAGCGAAAAGUGAUCCAUCCGACUGUUUUGAUGACCUGCCUCAGAAUGAUAAUAUUUUGGAAAAUGAUCUAACAGACGUUGUAGAAAUUUUGUCAAUUACUGAUAGUGAAACUCUCAAUGAAGAAGAAAUUUCAUUAAACAGUGAAGAAAAAGAGGACUUUGAAAGUAGUGAAAAGAUUGUUGUAAGCAACGGUGAUAGCAAUGAGUUAAAGGAUAUAGGUACCAGUGUUGUAAGCAAUGAUGACAAGGAAAUAGUUGCCAGUGCUGUAAGCAAUGGUGACAGCAACGAGCUAACUGAAAUAGAUAUUAACGAAGUUCCUAUUGAAAAAGAACCGUCACCCGCACCUGAUAUCGAUCCACAAUUGCUUAGUAUUGAAACAAAAACUGAAGAUGAAGGAGAAGACGAUCGACCACAGCGAGUUCGCAGAUGCUCAUCGUUGAAAACUGGAAAAACUCCACCUGGAACACCAGGCAGAAAGAAAAUAGUUCGAUUUGCUGAUGUACUAGGACUCGAUUUGGCCGAUGUGAAAACUUUCAUGGAUGAAAUACCGGUUAUUCCAAAAUCUGCUUAUGACGAUCUCACUGGUUGUGAUGUGCAAAGUUCACCACCUGCUCGACCUUCCCCGCGUCUCGGUGCUCUGACCCUGGUUCCCUUAUUCCAACUUCCCCGUGAUGUUACAGAAAAACUUGAAAAACAAAACGUGUGCUUAGAGAGUUCGCGCGUCUGUGACGGUGUUCAUGUCACGAUAUGUGGCUCGGUUCGAGUGCGAAAUUUAGACUUUCAUAAAACUGUGCACAUACGGUAUACGAUGAAUCGCUGGAAGACGUACACGGACUUACAAGCGACGUAUGUACAAGGUUCAUGCGACGGAUAUUCGGACCGCUUUCAAUUCGUUUUAUACGCACCGUGUAUUUCGUCGGGACAAAGGAUGGAAAUUGCGGUGAGAUUCCAAUGCAAAGGCCAGCAAUUCUGGGACAAUAAUAGCGGGGCGAAUUAUUGUUUCGAUUGUUUAGCGCUCGGCGCCGCUACCUCGGCCUCGCCAGCCUCGCUUCAUCCCACCGUGGACUGGCACCCGUCGUUCUACUGAGACAGCGUCAUCUACGCGGUAGGUGAAGAGUUAACGUUGCCCGACGGGCGACCGGCGAUCAAAAGUGAGGAGUCCGGCAGGUCUCAACCCGGCUGUGUGCGUACCGAGCGGCUAGCGGGUGUCCGUUGCUGGUCACAUUCCUGUGCCUGUUUCAACUGCAGCUGCAAUCGGCUCGUUGGCGAGUGAACGUGGAGUCCUAAAUUAUUGAGGCUUAAACUGUAAAACGUUUUGUGAUAUACGAAUAGAGUAGUCGUAGUAUAAAUAAAUACGAGUGAAUCAACUCGUUUAGAGUGCCAUUUGCCGUAACGACUUUUAUGUUUGUCAUGUACUAUAUCAUUAAUUAUAGUACCAGGUCCUUAAGGACAAUAAAGAAGCAAUAGUACCUAGGUCUGAGCCGUGAGAAGUGCCGACUACGAGGCGCGUGAGCUGUCCUCUCUGUUCCUUUGUAAAUAUUGUGAGAGAUAAAUUCUGAAUGAUAUUAAUAUUUUACUACAAUUUUUUAUGAAACUGUAAGUCAUGUUGUCUAUCUUUUAUGUCGAAAAAUCACCUAGUUAGAAAGAUUUUAUUCACGUAUCUACGAAAUUAGAUAAAGAAAUAUAAUAUUAUUAAAAUUAAAAUAUAUAAUAAAUGACAGAAUUAGUCUUUGUUAGGUUUUUAUGAAGUUUUAUGAAUCGUUAAAGUAAUUGCCUACGUAGAUGUCAAGUUUAAUUAAAGUAAAUAAUUAAGCGUCUAAAGUGGGAAAUACGAGUACCUAACUAUGUAAUGUUCUAACAUGUUACGAACUGGACACAAUAUUUUCUAUUUUUAUAUUUACAAAGUCAUGACAACCUACACAAACUUCCUACAAGAGAAUUUAUAAUAUUAUUAUCUGUUGUUUCGGCUUUUGAUAUACUAUUUUAAAUAAAGACUAAUAGAAAUUAUGAAAUUAAAUUAUUAUUACUUAUAAGAAAUCAGCAAUAUUUAUUACGAUGAUUUUUAUUUUGUAUGUACCUGAAAUCUUUUAAUGUGGCCAUAUUAAUUAAUACCUACAAUAUUAUGAAAUAACGCGGAAACGCUAUCGAUUUUUUAUUAAUGUUACUUUUUGACACCUGUUUUAGCAAUAAACCUACGAAUAAAUGAAUGUGUAUAAUAUUA